Messenger RNA from Orcinus orca (killer whale), 3125 nucleotides. Its product is annotated as translation initiation factor IF-2-like. The transcript has 2 exons. Lineage: Eukaryota; Metazoa; Chordata; Mammalia; Artiodactyla; Delphinidae. The coding region runs from base 272 to 1126 and encodes 284 amino acids. The record is from RefSeq and is a predicted model, not a curated record.
UUUUUUUUUAAUGAAAGUUGCAUGAGAUAGGCUGUCUUAAGGAAUGACUUUCUAACAAUGUGUAAGAAAGCUGUAGGUCAUGGGCUAAGGCGCUUGCUUUGUCAGAUUGUUUCCUAGGGUACAAGCUGGUGAAGGGGGUUUGCAGGCCUUUAUGGUGGCAUGAAGCGGGGAGGCUGGAUGGUGAAAUGGGGAAGGAGGGACACACCGGUUUUACAGCAUUUUAGGGGCGCUCGUAGCCUAGCAAACCCGGUACACAGUAGGUGCUCAAUAAAUGCGACAUAUCCGGGUGAUAGGCCCCGGUAAGAAAGGUGAUGGGUGUGGGAACCUAGAGCAGAAGAAUCACGGCCCUGCUUUUCUUCCCUUCAACCUCAGAGAUCCGAACGCCAAGGAUGGGGGCGCGGCGUGGUGGGCUCCCUGGCCCCCGCCCCGUCCAGCCCCUCUCAACUCCCCUCCAACCCCUACCCUCGGCCUGCCGCUGGGCCCCAGCCCCUCAGGCCCCCGCGCACUCACCUCGCGGCUCCGGGCCGCGCUCCGAGCUGAGCUCCAUUGCCUGGACUCCAGCACGCGGCCGUCGGACUGCUUUUGCGCGCCGCCUAAUGAAGCCUCGCGCUCGGGCAGGUGUGCGGAGCUGCGAGCGUGGGGGGCCCGCGCCCUCACCCCGCCGCCUGCGAGGCCCACUCGGGAGGGCGGUGCCUGGGGCAGCUGCGGGCUGCCGAGGCCCGGGGGCCACGCCGCUUCCCGCCCCCGCCGAGGCCCAAGCGGGGGCAGGUGCGGCUCCGCUGCGGCCCCUCCCCGGUGGGUGGAGGUUGCACGCGGGGCGUGGGCGAGAGCCCGCCUACUGGGUCGCGGUCGGGAGGCUCGCCUUAGAGGGCCAGGGCGUUCGGCUGGGGGAGGGAGGCCGGCUCCCUGGGCCGGACUUGGUGGCGCCUUUGGCCUUGGAGACAGAGUCCUUCCUGUGGAAGGCGACUUGGGGAGCCACUUAUCAAGGGAGCUCCAAACCCUUAACAAGGGUUCCCUGUCUCCCAGCUGCAUCAAUGAGGUUUCCCCAAGCCUCAGGAUUAAUGAGCCCCCAAGAUCCCAGGCUGAUUGGAAGGUCCGUAGAGCACGGAGCUGUCCUCGAGGAUGAAAGCGAGCUGGAAGAACCCAGGCUGCAGGGUGAAGUGGACACCUCUUGAAUGGGACGCAAUUGUACGCGCACGGGAGGCCGCAGGCUUUAAAAGACUCUGGACGCCACGUGCUUUCCUGCUGUAAUCACCUAUUGGUAAGUUUCCCUGUGCCUUAAAUGCCUUUCAGGGGCUUGGCCUACACACAUGAACUUUGAAGAUAUUACGAGUUCUUUCUGAAAUACAAAAAUUGUAAACGAGUUAACUCCGUGACAACAUGACCAAAAUUCCAGGCAUCUGGUGUUUCAUUCUGACUCCCAUAAGACUAAUAUCCUCUAAUAAAUGAGGGGUUUAAAAAUAGGGCCCAGUUUCAGCUAGAAAGGAAGCAUUCCAGGCCAUGUGAGCAAGGAAUGGGGGCAGUGAAGUCGCUUUCUUUGUGGAACAUCAUCAUUUGGUGGUGACGUGGCGGUAAAUGGAAUGCAAUCGUCUGCUUGCUUAAACAUUUACAGGACACCUACCAUGUGCUGGGCACUGUGCGCAGGUCACUUCCUGCCUGCACAAGCUUACUGGCAGAGAGGGGGUUAGAACAGUGACGCAAGUAAAUGGACAGUGUCCAUACGAGGAGGUCGGUGGUGAGUUAGAAGGAUGCAUAGAGGAGCAGGAAGCUCUGCUGGACUCGGAUUGGGGGUGGGGCAGGAAAGGCCUUCUUGGAGAGGGUGACACAUGAGCUUUGAGCUGAAGUUUAAGGGAGAGGCAUUCUUACCAUGUCACAGCCCUGCUUAAACCCUGAAGUGGCCCUUGCCUGCCUGUGUGACAAAAACCAACCUCCCUAACCAGGAGAGGAGGCUUCUGAGGUCUGGUUCUUUCCUCUGAAGCCUCAGCUCGCCUGCUUCCCACACCCAAGUAUUCCAGUUUUAAUGUCUCUUUUGACCUAGUGUUUUUCAAGGAGUGUUGACACCCUGGGUCAGAAUUUCCUAGGGAAUUUGUUUAAAAUGUGGCUUGCUGGGCUUCCCUGGUGGCGCAGUGGUUGGGAGUCUGCCUGCCGAUGCAGGGGACACGGGUUUGUGCAGAAACAAAGUCAACUAAAACCAUCCCCGGGGAUGGAGAUAGGGCAAGUGGAUGGUGGGGGCUUUGUCGGGGAAGGAGAUGACCUGUUGUCCUUUACUGAGGUGUCUGCCGCAGUGAAAGCGGGUCACAAUUAAUUUCUUAAUAGGUUAUCCUAUCUCAUUAAAUUAAGAAUAAAUCAUCCUUCCCUGCCAUCACUUACGUUGUAUUUCCUCUCGCCGUCUCUUUGCCCUCUGCCUGGGUGAAGGUCAGAAAGGCAAAGGCUCAAAUCACCCAUAGGCUGGACACCACCCUUACAUAAAACUUUGAAAGAUACAGAGUCUGACUGUAUAAAAGGGUUUGCUCUGAGACUUGAGGAAUUGAAGAUGUUGGCAUUUUCUAAACACAUAAAUAAUUGAAUUUGUUGGGCCUGGGCUCUGACAUGAGAGAAAUCGAAGCUUUCCUCCUCUUUGUUUCUCUCUUUCUUUCCUCCCUUCCUCAGUCUUGAUAUUCUUGCCUUGUCGUUUUGUGUGUGUGUGUUUUUUUUUUUACAAAUGAUAUCGUUUUCUUUAUUUACAUGAAAAUUUGAUUUAGCGGCUGCAAGUGAAUUUGGUCUAAGAAGGCUUGGGAUAGCGUCUUGACGUGUUUGGUUGAAAAGGGAUUGUACUUAUGAUAUAUGCUGUGGAGAGUGCUAUCUUUCAGAUAGGGAAGAGGGACUGCUCUUUAUUGGGAGGACAAAAAGAUACUGUUUUAGGGGUACUUGGAAAUAUUUAUUUCUAUGACUUGGUCCAUGGCAUCUUCGUGAUCUUAAGGCAUGUUCAUAGACCAACCUUGUUUAGAGGGAAGGAUUAUUUUGGGGGGGCAGUGCGUGGAGGGGAGGAGGUUCUCCUUAGUUUUCAGAGCCAAACUAUAAACCACCACUUCCACCCUCUUAGCAAGCGCCAGUUAUUCCAACAUCUUUUUCUUCUCAUGGAUAGA